Molecule: messenger RNA, 336 nt
Organism: Fusarium subglutinans
Lineage: Eukaryota; Fungi; Ascomycota; Sordariomycetes; Hypocreales; Nectriaceae
Exons: 1
Coding region: 1-336 (111 amino acids)
Source: RefSeq, a predicted model, not a curated record
AUGUCUGAACCAACUCCCAUCACCGAGCCUACGCAUACACACACAAUAUGGCGUAAAAGAGAAUUAAGCAGAACUCAGAAACUCAUCGGCAAAGUCAAAGGCACACCAGAGAAGAAUACUAACAACUUCAUUAUAAAGCAUGGGAUCUGCUGGGCCAGGCAAUGGGAGGAUAGGCUUCGAUUAACGAUGCCGUUGGGCGACAAGAGUCCAGAGGAGACACUUGCAGACCUUGGAGCGCUGAUGCAAGAUGACGGAAUUAAUCAGUACUGGAAGUAUGUGACGCAGGUUCUUACUGACGAUCCGCGCAAAGUCGAAAAGGUGGAACAGAUCAAGUAA